CUUUCGAAUCUCGGACGGCACUCAGAGGCCCUUCCACUCAUCAAGGAAAGCGUCAAACUCCGGCGCCGGCUAGUUGCCGUUCACCGAGAACUAUUCACCCCUGAUUUGGCUUCGUCACUGAAUAAUUUAUAUAACGCUCUUUCUGGCCUUGGACAGCACUCCAAGGCGCUCCCAUCCAUCGAGGAAAGCGUCAAACUCUACCGCCAACUAGUUGCCGUUGACCCAGAAUCAUACACUACACAUUUGGCUUCAUCGCUCAACAACCGCUUCAACGCUCUUUCGAAUCUCGGACUGCACACCGAGGCGCUCCCAUUCAUAGAGGAAAGCGUCAAACUCUACCGCCGGCUAGUUGCCGUCCACUCAGCAUCAUACACCCCAGAUUUGGCCCUGUCACUCAACAGUCUAUGCAAUGCUCUUUCAAAUCUUGGACGGCACUCAGAGGCCCUCCCAUUCAUGAGUGAAAGCGUCAGCCUGUAUCGCAGGCUGGUUGCCGUUCACCCGGAAUCAUACACCUCGGACUUGGCCAGGUCACUCGACAGUCUACGUAGUGCUCUUUCGCAUCUCGGACGGCACUUUGAGGCGCUCCCAUUCAUCGAGGAAAGCGUCAGACUGUACCACCAACUAGUUGUCAUUCACCCAGAAUCAUACACCCCAAAGUUGGCCUCAUCACUCAGCAAUCUAUAUAGCGCUCUCUCGAUUGCCCUUCACCCAGGAUCAUACGACCCAUAUUUGGCUUCAUCACUCAACAAUUUAUGUAACGCUCUCUCGAAUAUCGGACGGCACCCUGAGGCACUCCCAUUGAUCAAGGAAAGCGUCAGACGGUACCGCCGGCUAGUUGCCGAACAUCCAGGUUCUUACACCCCGGAUUUGGCGUUGUCACUCAACAAUCAAUAUAAGGCUCUUUCGAAUCUCGGACGGCACUCGGAGGCCCUUCCGCUCAUCGAGGAAAGCGUCAAACUCAGGCGUCAGCUAGUUGCCGUUAACCCGGGAUCAUAUACCCCAGGUUUGGCUUUGUCACUCUACAAUCUAAGUAGUGCCCUCUCGAAUCUCGGACGGCACUCGGAUGCGCUUCUGUUCAUCGAUGAAAGCAUCAAACUCUACCGUUCGCUGGUUGCCGUUAACCCAGGAUUACACAAAUCGAAUUUGGAGAUGUCACUC
Molecule: messenger RNA, 1158 nt
Organism: Cantharellus anzutake
Lineage: Eukaryota; Fungi; Basidiomycota; Agaricomycetes; Cantharellales; Hydnaceae
Exons: 2
Molecular function (GO): protein binding
Source: RefSeq, a predicted model, not a curated record